AUGAAGGGCGCGGAGCCCAACAUGACAGGCUUCAACUCCUUACCCAUUGACAAGAAGGUGGAGAUCUGCAGUGUGCCGCUGUCUCAGCCAUAUUUUACCUACACCAUCCUGCUCAUCUGGACCAUGACGUGCCUCGCAGAAAUUCGGCGAGCUGUAAAACUGCUUUUCACCACGCUGGUCAAUGUUCCGACGGUCAAGAGGGUUGAGCACGUCUUGGACGACAAGACCAUUGUCGGGUAUACGAGAGGCAUGAAGUGUUUCAUCGGCGCUUUCUGCUUCUACCCUCGCAUCGCCGCGACGAUGUUGCUGAACUACCUUGGCUGCCGAUGGCUCCUGUCCACUACGAACCUUGAG
Messenger RNA from Symbiodinium sp. CCMP2456, 354 nucleotides. Lineage: Eukaryota; Dinophyceae; Suessiales; Symbiodiniaceae. The record is from the annotation of a GenBank genome assembly.